Didymosphaeria variabile is the source of this 3180-nucleotide messenger RNA. RefSeq lists its product as uncharacterized. The record is from RefSeq and is a predicted model, not a curated record. The transcript has 2 exons. Bases 1 to 3180 code for a protein of 1059 amino acids. Lineage: Eukaryota; Fungi; Ascomycota; Dothideomycetes; Pleosporales; Didymosphaeriaceae.
AUGCUCGGAUCAAGUAUCGGAAAGUCGCCAAGUGCUGCAACCACCACCGAGAGCUUGGACAGGACCCCUUCUACCCGCAAGAGCAGUGUAACAAGUACGACUAGUACGGAAAUGGACGAUUUCUUCCUUGAGCGACUCAAUCCUGUCGUUAUACGCGGGAAUGGAAGCAAUACCGAACUUACAAUGAGUCCGGACCCGCUACAGAGCACGAGCAGCCUUGACGUCUCGAGCCCUCGACUUUCCCAGCUAAACACGACUAUCAGCAACUCCUCGAGAACUUGCUUGGAAAGCGCAUCUCCUGCACUAUUGCCCUCAGCGAUGUCCGAUUCCGUUCAGGGCAUCUCGCCGAUGAAGAAAAUGCCCCUCGGCUUACGACGUCCAUCAGAGAGUGAAGAUGAGGUGAAGAGAUCCUUCAUCCCAUCCCUUGCUACCAAGCGCGCGUCCCGAACUUCGAAAGUGGUUGAUGCAACACCAUCGGUGAGGAACAAUUUGAGUAAAACACGUAAGGGCUCCUUCAGUGGGGCUACUUCAGAAGGCAAAGAAGGGAGUUGGCUCAAGUCAUCUAAGAAGGAGAAAACUUUACAAGAGUCUUCCAAGCCUCCCAGAAAGUGGAACUUUUUCCAGCGGGCUCACGGUGCCCCGCGUCUACCCACUCCAGCUGUGGAAGCACCAAGUUCUUCUCCUGCUCGUGUAGCAGUCUCGCGGUCCAUGGCCCACUACGCAAUAGUUGACUCGCAAUCUGGACUCGACGCCGACGACAUUGAAAAGAUUAUGCAAGAGGCAGACAGCACGCCCGAAGAAGCAUCAUCAUCAGUGCAGCAGGAUGAGACUGUAAUUUCUAAUCCUCAAUAUAAGGAUACGGAGCGUCUACCAUCCAUGUUACUGCCACCGAAGCCCAUCUUGCCUGACAUUUUCACAGCACCUGCCCGUCCAGCUUCGCCAAAGGUCUUUCUGCGACCCAUGCCGGAGUCUCCGCCAAAGCUUACUCUGGAUACGAGUGUUACCGAGCAGGCUCAUCGUGUGCCGCCCUCAGUGGCCGACUUGACUCCAGUGACAGAUCUUUCUCCCACAUCGUCUCCAGUCAGUCCGCUAUCACCCGUGCAACUUUCCGAGCCUUUCGUUUCGCCUAAGACUCUUGUACCAGUCUUCCUACCGUCAACGCCUGCUACACUAUCUCCUCUGGGACCACCGCCUUCGGAUCCUCCACCAAGGCCCAGCCGCCUAGCUCAAGUAGGUCGCAUACCUCAAGUAGUCUCAACUCGCCAAAAGUCACACCGUCCUCAUUCCCGAUCCUUCUCUCGUCCUUUUGCGAUGAACCAACCGACCGCGUCUUCGCACACUUCGCAUGGCUCUAUUGGUUCUAUGACCGCAACAGCUGGUCCAGCCGAGCCGUAUCCUAUUCUUCAUGGGCUUAACGCGCUCACCCACGGCACGGCUAUUGCUACUAUGAGCCCGAGUGCGGAGGCAUCCGUACGCCAAGGAGAGUUUUUCGUCUUCUCGUCCAGGAAGGGUUCUGAGGUGUCGUACUCCAGCAGUUCGGGGACAUGGAGCUUUCCUGCAACCGCUGGAACUGCAAUCGUUCCCAUUCGUGGUGCACCUCAAUCUGAAGACGAGGUCUGGAACGAGUACGAUGACCUUAUUGACGAGGUUCUUUCUCCUGUAGACUCGCAAAAUGUUGUUGGUGGCGAAUCUGGACAGAGACGGCCGUCUCUGGAGCCACUUCCACUUAAGCUAAAGCACUCCAGGGCGUCUUCACAUUCGGCAGCUUCCACUACAGGCGUCUCAAAUCCCUCAUUGCAUCUACGCCGCUCCCGACUACUUGCUGUAUUGCACUCCCAGUCACCCACAUCAUCGAUAUCUUUGUCCGAGUUCCUUCAAGAGUAUGGAGAAAGGAGCAUUAGCGUAGUCGACCCGAUAAGUGGACGUCUCAGCUUUCCAUCCACUGCCCGCAUGUCCAUUAGUUCAGCUCCACGUAAUCGUGCGAGCUCGAACCGCUCCAGUCUGCCAGCGUCUCUGAACUUGAGCGCUCGCCAAUCUAAGGCUACUCUUGCCUCUAGCUCUGAGAGGGACCGCAAUAGCGCCAGUGCGAACAAGUAUAGAGACACCCGGCUUAUGGAGAUGGCUGAGACACAAGCAGACGGGCUGUCGUCAAUGGCCAAUCUUCGUUUUGGUGCUUUGAUGACCAGCAAGUGGCUGUCUUUUGGCCGUGUCAUUUUCAGCCCCGCGCACUUCGAGUUCAAGAAUCCCGAGCAUGAUCGCAUCCUCGUCAUUGAUGGCCUUGGUAAAGACUGGUCGUACUAUUGCGCUCUCACAUACCCCGAAGCAACCGUUUACAACCUUGGUCCUGGUCAACCGUCCUUGACAGCGACUACGAGCAAUGCGCCUGAACCGUGGUCCACACUCAGUAACCACCGUCACUUCAACCAUACUGCCCUCGGUGACCCGUUUCCUUUUCCGAAAGGCUUCUUCGCAUGCGUUGUACUCCGGUUUCCAUCCGCUGUCCCUACAUCUGUUCACCGCUCUGUGAUAUCAGAGUGCAAGCGGGUACUGAGGCCUGGGGGCUAUUUGGAGCUCAGCGUUCUCGAUCUCGACCUCGUCAACAUGGGCAAUCGCGCUCGACGUGCCGUUCGCGGUCUCAAAGUCAAGAUGCAGGUCGCGGACGAGGACGUGUCUCUUCGCAACAUCAGCGAUGAGAUCAUGGGUCUUGUCGGAAAGAAAGGCUUCACCGAGUGCAACAGAUGCUUCGUAGGUGUUCCUGUUGCAGGCAAUCUGCCCAGCCCAGACGACACCGACGCUGCGUCGAAGAAGAGGAAAGGGAGCACCGCCAGCUCUAUCAACAAGCCGACCGGAGCCACUACUAAGGCCACCAAAAAGCCCAAGCCCGAGGUCUCGUUCUCAGAUCUUCUCAACACACGCGCAUCUUCCGAAUCUACAGACAACACCAUAACCGAUAUGGUGGCGCGCGUGGGCCGCUGGUGGUAUUCGCGCUGCUACGAGUCCCUUGUCCUCCCUGAAGCUGGCGAACCAGACGCCGCGAACUCCGGCGACAUUCUUCGGAGCAGCAUCUGGCGCGACGAGAGCCUCAUUAACGAGUGUGAGAAGCGUGGCACUAGCUUCAGGCUGCUCAUUGGAUAUGCGCAGAAGCCCGAGGUUGGAGUACGCCGCACCGUGAGCGUUUGA